Molecule: messenger RNA, 2464 nt
Organism: Mytilus trossulus (common blue mussel)
Lineage: Eukaryota; Metazoa; Mollusca; Bivalvia; Mytilida; Mytilidae
Product: kynurenine--oxoglutarate transaminase 3-like
Exons: 14
Coding region: 59-1447 (462 amino acids)
Biological process (GO): biosynthetic process
Cellular component (GO): mitochondrion; cytoplasm
Molecular function (GO): L-kynurenine:2-oxoglutarate transaminase activity; pyridoxal phosphate binding
Source: RefSeq, a predicted model, not a curated record
CCAUAUCAGUCGAACCAUACGUUGUUCUCUCCCUUUACAAAGUCCAUCGUGUGAAGCUAUGCAAGUAUUGAAUCCAGUAAAAAGUGUGGGUAAAGCAUUUGCUACAUACAUAAUACAGUCAACAAGCCACAAAACUGUUCUCCCAAUAAUUAGCAGUAAUAGAAAAUAUUCAAAAAUGUCCAAGUUGAGGGGAGCUGACAGAUUGAAAGGGACAGAGAAAAAUGUCUGGGUAGAGUUUGGAAAGCUUGCUGUCGAUUAUAAAGCAUUGAAUUUAGGACAGGGAUUUCCUGAUUUCAAACCCCCACAACAUGUGAUUGACAAAAUGGUUCAUGCUGUUGAUGGUUCAGAAAAUGCUCUCCUCAGUCAGUACACUCGUAGUUAUGGACAUCCAAGAUUGGUGAAUGUUCUUGCCAAAUUGUAUAGCCCUUUAACUGGCAGAACUUUGGACCCAAUGAAUAAUGUAACUGUUUCUGUUGGAGCCUAUGGUGUUUUGUUUUGUGCUGUACAAGGGUUGGUCAAUCCUGGCGAUGAGGUUGUUAUUGUAGAGCCCUACUUUGAUUGUUAUGAACCUAUGGUCAAAGUUGCUGGUGCCACUCCAAAAUAUGUGCCACUCCGUCCAAUAAAGAAAGAAGGUGUACUAUCCAGUGAUGAUUGGAAGUUAGAUCCUGUAGAAUUGGAAAGCAAGUUUAGUGCCAAAACCAAAGCUAUAAUGAUCAAUAAUCCCAAUAAUCCAGUAGGAAAGGUAUUUAAGAAAGAAGAGUUGGAAAUGAUAGCCGAUCUGUGUAAGAAGUAUGAUUGUAUAUGUAUAUCUGAUGAAGUUUACGAAUGGAUGAUAUACGAUGAAAAUAAACACAUCAAAAUAGCUUCUUUACCUGGUAUGUGGGAGAGAACAGUAACACUGGGAAGUGCUGGUAAAACUUUUAGUGCUACAGGAUGGAAAUUAGGAUGGGGAGUUGGACCAGAUCAUCUCAUUAAACCCAUGCAGAUUUUACAUCAGAACUGUAUAUAUACCUGUCCAACACCUAUACAGGAGGCAGUAGCAGAAGGGCUGGAGUAUGAAAUAUCUGUUCAAGACAAAAAGGAGGAAUGUUACCUGACCAGUCUUGCUCUGGAAUUGAAACCUAAACGUGAUGCUCUAGCUAAAUCAUUGGUAGAGAUUGGUAUGAUACCCACAAUCCCUGAAGGAGGAUAUUUCAUGAUGGCAGAUAUUUCUAAAUUAAAAGUAGAUAUUCCAGAUGAUGGCACUAAGGAUCCUUAUGAUUUUAAAUUUGUACGAUGGCUGUGUAAAGAAAAGAGAUUAUCUGUGAUACCACCCUCAGCUUUCUAUAACCAGGAACAUAAAAACCUUGGAGAGAAGUUUGUCAGAUUUUGUUUUAUAAAGAAAGAUGAAACUCUAGCCAAAGCAGAUGAAAUUUUCAAAAAAUGGAAAGCUGAACAGGGAAAAUAAAUCAUUGACUGGUUCUUAAAGUGAUAGAAUAUUAUAAUAGUGAUAAUUGGAUAAAAUAAUUUGACAACCAAAGAUUAUGAAUUAAAAUUAUAUUUUGGUAUUCAACUGAAUUACUGCGAACAACUUUGUUAUUUAAAAAAAAAAAAGGCAACUUGUAUCUUAUUGCGUUUGUUAAGUGUGUUUGAGUGUAAGUUGAGUUUGUGGACGUAAAUGGAACAUUCCAUUUUCAUUUGUGAGAUCAAUUUAUAGCUGUCCAUUAUCAUUCUGUAAGAUCUGCUGCUGUACCUUAUAGUUCAUGUAUUUAAAAAGCAUUGUAACAAUUUUUUAAAUUCUCAAAAGACCUCCUUAUACAUGUAUUUGAUUUAUACAUUAAAUGGAGUCAUGUUUUAAUGGCUGUAUAUUUAUUACUGUGAAACAGAAAUUUCUUUUCGGUUUUAAGAUUUGCUAAGAAAUACUCAUUAUUUAUUGAUGACUAACUGGUUGUGUAUCUUACAUAUUUUAAAAUAAAUAGUGAUAUGAGUAAGAUAGAUAGAAGAUACACACUGCCAUAAGAGAGUGAGAUUGACAAUAUUUGUCUAUAAUGGGGGUUGGGGGGGGGGGGACACACAACUAUAUGUUUCACAAGAUAUUCAAGAACACCAGCUAUCAGUUCAGCAAAAAGUUAUUAUUUUAUAAAAGAAUUUUGAAAUUCUUCUAGUCAUUUACAUCUAAAAUAUCUUAACUAUUAUAUGUUAUUUAUUUUUCACACUAAAAUUUAUGGAAGUUAAAUAUCAAACUGCUUUUCUUCAAUCACUUUUUUUUAUAAAGAUAUUUAUACAAGCUCUGGUAUUAUUAUCCUAUUUUUAGUUCUUUGUUUUAAAGACUUGUUAAAGAAGACCAAUAUUUGUUAUGUUUUUACAGACUGUGAGUCUGACAGUAUGGAUGGUAGUGUCAACUCUUGGAAUAUUGAUAUUUAACUCUCAGUCAGUGUUGAUCGCUGUUAAUUAUAUUUAAUUAAUAAUAAAUGGAAAAGAAACA